Episyrphus balteatus (marmalade hoverfly) is the source of this 828-nucleotide messenger RNA. RefSeq names its product U1 small nuclear ribonucleoprotein A (gene snf). Bases 135 to 785 code for a protein of 216 amino acids. Gene Ontology annotation, biological process: mRNA splicing, via spliceosome. The transcript is spliced from 2 exons. Gene Ontology annotation, cellular component: U1 snRNP. The record is from RefSeq and is a predicted model, not a curated record. Lineage: Eukaryota; Metazoa; Arthropoda; Insecta; Diptera; Syrphidae. Gene Ontology annotation, molecular function: U1 snRNA binding.
GAACACGAAAAACGAAUGUGGUCCGGUGUUUUUUUCCAAGCUAAAAAAUUUCUUUGGUCUAAUCGUUUGCAUUUUUUUUGAGAUAAAAAAAAGUAUUAUUUAUUAAAUAAAAAAUAAAAGAAAAUUAAUCUUAAAUGAUGGAUGUACGACCAAAUCAAACCAUAUACAUAAAUAAUCUAAAUGAAAAAAUCAAAAAAGAAGAACUCAAAAAGUCGCUCUAUGCGAUUUUUUCACAAUUUGGACAAAUCUUGGAUAUAGUUGCAUUGAAAACGCUCAAAAUGCGAGGACAAGCAUUUGUUAUAUUCAAAGAAAUCUCGAGUGCCUCGAAUGCCUUGCGUACAAUGCAAGGAUUUCCAUUUUAUGACAAACCAAUGAGAAUCGCCUAUUCGAAGACGGACAGCGAUGUGGUUGCCAAAAUCAAGGGAACCUUCAAAGAGCGCCCCAAAAAGGUUAAGCCGCCAAAGGCACCAGCUACUGAAGAAAAGAAGGAUAAAAAGAAAAAGACUGGUGGAGCAGAAAAUGCAGCAUCCAAUUCGACUGCCGAACAGCCACCAAAUCAAAUUCUUUUCCUUACCAAUUUACCUGAAGAAACAAAUGAGAUGAUGCUCUCAAUGUUGUUCAAUCAAUUCCCUGGAUUCAAGGAGGUACGAUUGGUGCCGAAUCGACAUGAUAUUGCAUUUGUGGAAUUCGCUACAGAGUUGCAGAGUAGCGCCGCCAAAGAAGCGCUACAAGGAUUCAAGAUAACACCAACGCAUGCAAUGAAAAUUACUUUUGCCAAAAAGUAAAAAUGUUUUUAGCAAUAAAUUUUUCACUGAAAAAAAAAAAAAA